Nicrophorus vespilloides is the source of this 2128-nucleotide messenger RNA. RefSeq lists its product as uncharacterized. Gene Ontology annotation, biological process: triglyceride biosynthetic process. Gene Ontology annotation, cellular component: plasma membrane. The coding region runs from base 577 to 2097 and encodes 506 amino acids. Gene Ontology annotation, molecular function: long-chain-alcohol O-fatty-acyltransferase activity; diacylglycerol O-acyltransferase activity. The record is from RefSeq and is a predicted model, not a curated record. The transcript has 4 exons. NCBI's taxonomy places the organism in Eukaryota, Metazoa, Arthropoda, Insecta, Coleoptera, Silphidae.
UCAAUUUUAUGUUAAUUUAAUUAAUUUUGUAAUGCAAAUAUCAAAUAAUGUUGUUGUUAAUUUAAUUUGUCAAACUUCUCAUUUUUCUUUGUGAUUAUUUUCUCUUAAACAUGCAGAUUCUUAUGCAGAAAAAUGUACGAUUUCUUCGACUUUGCGUUUUGUCAAUAUUUGACAGUGGAGGUAAGACACGAUGUGAGGAAUUGCUGUUAAGAUGUAACUGAUAAUAGCGAAUUCCAGUUUAUGAUCAGAAAACGCUCACGCUCCCAAUUAAUUGUAUAUUAUCAAGGAAAUCGCAUAAAUCGAAAUGUUUAACUAAAGACAUACAAUUUACAACAAUGCAUUAAAUCCAUUAAAUUUAAUAAAUAAUGAAUUUCUUCUAUACGUACUUCAAUAAUGUAAUCAAACGAAAAAAUUGUCAUGCAAUCUUCGCAAUCUUAAUAAGCAUCAAUUUUAUGCUUAAACUUAAUUAAUUUUGUAAUGCAAAUAUCAAAUAAUGUUGUUGUUAAUUUAAUUUGUAACUUCUUAUUUUUCUUUGUGAUUAUUUUGUCUUAAACAUGCAGAUUCUUAUGCAGAAAAAUGUACGAUUUCUUCAAAUUUGCGUUUUUUCAAUAUUUAACAGUGGAGUUUAUGAUCAGAAAACGCUUGAAGUUACCUGAAGACGCCUCGAAGAAAAAAUAUUGGUUUAUGGUGAAUCUCCCGAGCUAUUUUCUAACACCUGCAAUAAUGCUUUUCACUCUACCUCUUCUGUUAGUCUUCAUGCUAAUCCGCAAACUGGUGGAUGUUGCGCUUAAGAAAAAACACGGAUUGGAUUAUUUGGGUCUUUUGGACGGUUAUUGCACUCUACCGCAUCUAAUAUCGGUUCGAACGUUGCCGAACGCAAUUAACGAAUUGCAUUGCAUCGAAAGCUUUAAGAAAUUUGAUGUUUUCUUCGAUGAAAUCGUGGAUCAUGUAUUGAAAACAGUUUGGUCUAAGGAGUGUUACGACAAACUCUUAACGAUUCGAGCCUCGUGUUUCGGGUAUUUGUACUUGAAACGUCACAAUUUGGAUGUGCGGAAAGUUAUAAGCAAAGUGAAUUCGGAGAGUUUGAACGACUUUCUUCAGGAAUGCAACAACGCCGAUUUACCUGCAGACGGAAGAUUCAAUUGGGACAUGAAAAUUGCUUCGAUCGGGGCAGACGGAAAGUAUUACUUGUUUAUAAGGUUGCACCAUUGCAUUGCCGAUGGAACGGUCAUGUACAAUUUGGUCAGCAACAUCCUUUAUAAACUAAAUCCUUUGAAAGACGUCGCGGCGCAGGAGAUGCGAAAGAAAUUAGAGAUCGAAGCUAAAAGAAUUGGCAGCGUGAAGCGAAUCAACAAACUCAACAUCAAUUACGAGAAACCGAACAUCUUCAAUGUUUCUAAAUCGUACAAGACAAAUAUAGUGUAUAAAACGUACCAUCUUCUACCAAUCAUCGAUGUCAUCUGCAAGAAUACUAAUACAUCUUUCCAACAAGUGGUCUUAACUGCUUUUGGCGCGGCUAUAAGCAAUUACAUGGAAGCUAACAAAAUUUUAAAAAUUCCCAAAAAGAUCGGAUGUGGAUAUCCGAAAUUGACGGACGUUGAUAGAACUGUUAGACUCUUCGAGAACCGAAAAUCUUAUGUCUUUGGAGGAAGAUUUGCUGGUACUUUGUUAAACAUACCAAUUGAUACUAAAUGUAGUUGGAAACAACGUUUGGAUAAAACUGGGGCCGCUUUGGAAAGAAUCAUAACUUCUUAUGAAAUUCCAUUUAAUGCUGUAUCAACAGAAACAUUCAUCGAAAAUUUACCAACGCCGAUAGGACGAUUAAUACUUAAAAAUUACAACUAUAGCGGAAAGAUUUUCAAUAUUGAAGGUGGUCCAGCUCUGCAACUUUUCAACGGAGAUAAAUUAUUAGAUAAAGUUAUAUUCUUCCCGAAAGUCUCAACGUCUGGAUUCGGAUUUACUUUUACCAAUUAUAACAACAAACUGCAGAUGUCUUUAACUGUAAGUCAAGAACAACCAAAUGUGGAGGCUAGUCAAGGUAUCCUCAAUGAAACUGCCAACAAUAUUUCCUUGAUGCUCAAAGAAUUUACCUAUUAAUCCUUAAUAUUAUUAAAUGUUUUGUUAUUUA